AUGGGGUCUAUUUAUGCUCUUUUGAACGCUGACUGUGAUUACAAUCGCCAGUCCAUUGUCUUGACUAUUGAAUUCCACAUGAAUUCAAUGGUACGUUGUCACCGACAGAUUACUUCAAUGACUUCUAAUAAUAUUUUCUAUAGGCUCUUCCAUUGUAUUCAAUGUGUCAGAAUUCCAAAUUUGGAGAAUUUAUUUAAAUUUGGAUUACGGAUGAUUUUAUCUUAUGUGCGUUUAGCACAACAAGUGCGGAAUCGAAGGAUUGUACCGAAAUUGACGUGCAAGAUAACUGAAUUUCAAGAGAAAGGCAUAUGUCUGGAUACUGUCUUACCACUGUUCAUAAAACCUAAAUGUCUCAAAACCAAACGUCCCAAUGUCUCCAGUUUUUGUUACUGCCGUUUGCUUUGUUUGUUACGUAAUUCCAACAAUCAUGUUGAACGUGCCCGAACACUCUGUUUUGAUGUGGUUCGUGGAUCCACUUAUCAUAAACGCUGUAAUUGGACCGCACUAUACCAAAUCCCUUCAACAAUUGAGGUGAUUGAGGAAGUCGUGGAUCCCGAAGGUGUUACAGUGACAAGUAAAUCCUUUGAGUUGAUUUUCCACGUCCUUGGUGACUGGAAAAAAUUGUACAAUACAUUAACAAUGGAUGUGAUGGAUGACGUGGCAUUAGAAACCAUGGGGUCAAAGACCGCACUCGUAGAAGCCAUCAAGAAAGUGGUUCUAAAGAAACAGCAAUCUUAA
Molecule: messenger RNA, 738 nt
Organism: Mucor mucedo
Lineage: Eukaryota; Fungi; Mucoromycota; Mucoromycetes; Mucorales; Mucoraceae
Exons: 6
Coding region: 1-738 (245 amino acids)
Source: RefSeq, a predicted model, not a curated record